Messenger RNA from Stegodyphus dumicola, 903 nucleotides. RefSeq lists its product as uncharacterized. Gene Ontology annotation, biological process: centriole replication; protein localization to centrosome. Gene Ontology annotation, cellular component: microtubule organizing center; centriolar satellite. Lineage: Eukaryota; Metazoa; Arthropoda; Arachnida; Araneae; Eresidae. The record is from RefSeq and is a predicted model, not a curated record.
GUUUACAAGUCGAGCAUGCACAUUAGGAAGAAAAAUAUUAUAAAAGAUAAAAAAGCUGCAACAGCAGAACUAACUUUAGUUGCUACUGGCACAUCAAUAGAAGUAAAGGAUGAAAAUAUAGAAACAGCUGUUGACAACAUAUUAGAUGAUUUAGUUGGUGAAACAAUUGUAGUUCUGAACUCCAUCAGUCAAAAGAAAGGAAGAAAAUUAAACUUUCUUGAAAUAAUACCUAAGAAGGCAGAAAUAGAAAGUGGGACCAUUCCUAAAAAGUCAAGUACUCAAUUACAUCCAUCGAAAAAGACUUGGUGUAAGCUUGUUUCUGAUGAAAAUCCUACUGUAAAACAAAAUUUUAUUGACAAAGCAGUUGAAACUGAUAAAAUUAAAAGCAAUGAAAAUCAAACCAGUAAGAACAUGAAAUCUGCAUUUCAUCAACCGGCUGACUGUGAAGGUGAUACGAGCCAUCUUCUUCAUAAUAGGACCUCUGAAAAAUCACCCGAUUCUAAAAAGAUGUCUCAUGUCCCACAACACCAGCCUGGCACUGAAUCAAGCAAACCUCCUCUUUACACAGAAAAAUGGAAAGUACUUUCUAUUGAUCCAAGAGUUUCUGAAGAAAUAAUAUGUAACAGAAAUCAGUUUUGGGAUUAUCUAGAAAAAAUAUCUCGUGUUGAGAAAGGCAACUUUAAUCCAUGGAUUUUAUCUAACAUGAUAUCUGAGGUUAUAUUGGAUGAAUGUAUUCAGGAUAUAACUCAAGAGCUUGGUGGUAUGUCAUCUUCUGUGAUCACGGCUUUGUACAAUCAAGAAUUUCUGAAAUCAAUGUAAAUAUAAUUUAUUAUAAGAGUUGUACAUUAUCACUAUAAAAUAUAUUUGCUAUAUUUUAAAUAAAAAGUUUGAUCGGAUGUCAAA